Capsella rubella is the source of this 1446-nucleotide messenger RNA. RefSeq lists its product as uncharacterized. The transcript is spliced from 11 exons. Lineage: Eukaryota; Viridiplantae; Streptophyta; Magnoliopsida; Brassicales; Brassicaceae. The record is from RefSeq and is a predicted model, not a curated record. The coding region runs from base 1 to 1446 and encodes 481 amino acids.
AUGGCAAACAUUCCUUCAUUCACCGAUUUAUCAUCCAUUAAGCCAUUCAAAACCACAUGGAGAAUCCAAGUGAAGAUCAUUCAUUCUUGGAAGCAGUAUACUCAAUACGGUGGAGAGACUUUAGAAAUGAUCUUAACUGAUUCAGCAGAAACUCAAAUCCAUGCUACUGUCAAAAAACAGCAGAUCAGCAAGUUUCAGAGGUCAAUAGUACCUGGGGAGUGGAAAAUCAUUGAGAACUUCACAUUGAGUAAGGAUCCUUCUCUGGAUGAAAACAUUCUAAUCGAUGUCAUUGGCCAAGUGGUGAACAUUGGACAAAUGAAAACACAUGAAGUUGAAAACAAGACAAAAAAGAAACUGGAGUUUGAAUUGAGAAACACACGUGAUGCACGCCUGCCAGUUACUCUAUGGGGGUCAUUUGCUAAAAGAGUAAUCACAGCUUGCCAAAAUUGUGAUGACCAUCAGGUGACAUGUCUUCUGCGUUUUGCCAAAGUAAAUUCAUUUAAAGGUGAAAGAUCAGUUUCAAACGCCUUUGACGCAUCUCUGCUUGAAUUUGAUCCAGUUUGUGUAGAGGCUAUUGAUUUUGUCAACCAGUUACCUAAUGAUGGAUUAGCUCUGACAAUCAAGAGUGGUGUGCCUGACCAGACAGUGAGAAGGGAGGUGAUGUACAACCGUUUCCCACCAUGUACCAUUGUUGAACUGCUAGAUUUCAAUGAGGAAGGCAAGUUUAAAAUGAUGUGUACUGUCUAUGCCAUAGAUCGUGACUUCGCUUGGUAUUACUUUACAUGUCUCAAAUAUGCUACAACAUGCUUCAAGGUACCCAAAGUUGAGAAUUCUGUGAAUGAGCAUAAUAAGCCUCCUUUGUUCUGGUGUAGUGGAUGUAAAGAGAAUCAUAACAGGAUUGAACCAAGAUAUAAAAUAAUUCUCCAUGUAAUGGACUCUACUGGCCAGACCAAGGUUUGUCUGUUUCAGAAUGAAGGAAAAUUGCUGACCCACAAAACUCCAAUGGAACUUUUGAAUGGCCAGCUCGAAGAGAUCCAGGAUCCAUCAAAGUUACCACAAGCAAUACAGAGUUUGGUUGGCAAAACAUUUCAAUUUACUGUCAGCAUUGGGAAGGAAAAUAUCAGAGCUGGAAAUGAUACAUACAAAGUGGCCUAUGCUUUUGUUGGACUGGAAGACAAUGACUUGACCAACACUCAGCUUUCUAAUGAGGUCGAUGAUCUAGCUACUAUCGUCAGUGGUGACCAAACCUUUAUGAUAUCAAACACUGACGAUAGUAUUCAAACAGAGGAGACUUGCAAAACUCCAUGCUCUAAACGUAAGGAUGAGGUGUCUUUGGAUGUUCCUGAUGAGUCAUCAUCUUCAAAGAAGUUAUGUAUUGGUAACAUGAAAGCAGUGAUAGAAGACGUUAAGAAUGGAGCUGAUUUGGAAGUGGAAAAAAGUGGCUAA